CUGAUCUGAAACACCAAGUCCAGUCAAUGGCUGUUGAAGAGGUCCUUCCUGGAGAGAAUAUAACUCUAAAUUGUGACAUCAAGCACGACGGGGAAACCUCUUGGUUUGUACUUUAUCCAGAACAAGCUCCAAUUCACAUAUUUCAGGGUGUUUUAAAACUAAUAGACAAUACAACAAACCCUACAUACUUCAACGGCUUCAGUGAAUCUCGUUUUUACCCCCUGCUGAACCGCACGACCUGGACUAUCAGUAUGAGGAUAGACAACGUUUCUCAGCAGGAUUUUGCUUUGUAUUUCUGCAUGGUUCGAGUGAGAGGAGAAAUGAAAUGUGGAAAUUUAACAAAACUUGUGUUGGCGCAGAACUCAACGUCAGAACCGAAAACAGAAACUAACAAUGGAUCGAACAGUCAUCUGUGCUGUAGUUCGCUGUGCUGUAGUUUGCUGGGCUGCGUCUCCUUCCUAUUCGUGGUCGCCUCCUCUGCCUUUGUCUGUUACUUUCAAAAAAGAGGUGCUAAGGGUGCGAGAACACACAAAGAGAAGACCGAGGAGAACAAGUCACAUCCUGUUGUACAGGAAGAAGAAAGUGGUGUAGAUUACGCUAGUCUGGAUCUGGGAAAAACUCCCAAGAGGAAAAAGGAAAAAGAUAGACCCCAAAACGAUGUGACGUAUGCAGUAGUCAAGCGCUGACGUCCUUCUCCGGCAGAGGUUCCUGGCUUGAAAAGUGUGUUCCAUCAAUCUGAUAGAGGAACGACCAAAAAACGUCCUCCCAAGAGUGCAUGUUUUAUUUAAGAUUCAGAAUAUGU
Molecule: messenger RNA, 802 nt
Organism: Polyodon spathula (Mississippi paddlefish)
Lineage: Eukaryota; Metazoa; Chordata; Actinopteri; Acipenseriformes; Polyodontidae
Exons: 5
Coding region: 27-686 (219 amino acids)
Source: RefSeq, a predicted model, not a curated record